AUAGAGAUCUGUCAAAGUUCUCUCUUUCUCUACCACCUUGGUUCUUUGUUUGGUUUUAGAGUUAGGGUUUCAAACCAAAAAAAAAAUUAAAAGAGCAGGGGAUUUGACAGUCAUGGCAGCGAGGAGUAGCCGGAUGGAAACAGUACUUACUUCUACUCAACACCACCAGUCCAGUCCAAACGAAGAAGAAGAGAUUAAUGUUUUCUUGAAGAUUAUGAGAACUGUGGCCUUAACAGUCAAAAGCUCUGAGACGAUAAAAGAUCUUAAAGCACUGUUAUGUGAGAAGUAUGGAUUUGCUGAAAAUCAUCAGGAGCUCUUCUUGGGUGGUGAUAUGCUCAUGGACUACCAAAGUCUAGUUGACUGUGGAGUUCAGAGGGACUCAACUGUUCAUCUUGUUCUCCAGAAUACUGUCGGAAUCAAAUUAUUUUUCAAAUUACCAUCAAGUCAGGGCACCAUUGAGAUUGAAGCAAAGGCUCAUGAUACCAUCCGAAACAUCAAGGCCAUGAUUCAGGCCAAGGAGAUGAUUCCAUCGGAUCAGUUCACUCUUGUCUAUGGUGGAGAAUUGCUUGAAGAGGACAGCACACUGGCCUCAUUAGGUAUCAAGAGCGAGUCAACCCUGCAAAUGAUUUAUGCUCCUAAAGACACUCUUUCAAUAUCUGUGAAAGCAUCAUCAAGAGAGACUGUGAAACUCAAGGUUAGAGCCUUGUUCACUGUCAAUGAUGUCAAAAACAUAGUUGGGAACACUUUAGGUGUCUCAGUCAGUUAUCAGAAUCUGAUCUAUGCCAGAAAUCAGCUUGAGGAUCUCAAGACAUUGGCUUUUUAUGACAUCAGGGAUGAAUACGUAUUGGAGAUGUCACCUCGUUUGUUUCCGAUAUUUGUUAAAGUUUUUGAUGGGAGAACCCUAACUAUUGAUGUGAAGCAGUCUGAUGUUGUCGAAGAUGUGAAGGUCAAGGUUUUUCGCAAGCUUAAAGUGUCUAUGAAGCCUUACUAUUGUUGUAGGCUUUUGUUUGGUGGGAAACAUCUUCGUAAUGGUCAGGAUCUAGCAAGCUACAACAUACAGAAGGACUCCACCCUUAGUUUCGUUAUGUCAACAAACGUUUUCAGAGGGUCGUAGGCUAGCGUGGUUAGCUAUCUUUUGCAGAUUAGAAGCAGCAACAAUAUUUUGGCACAGGUAAGGUUAGAGAAAGAAUGAGUCACAUGUGAGAUUAUCUAGGACAGAUUAAUUUCAAAUGUAAUGUACCUAGAAUAGGGUACAACUGUGCAGAGCUCACUGUAGGUAUGUGCAAUGUUCAAGCCCAAAAGUAGGAUCAAACUUAAAUUGUGCAACUUUUGUAUAUAAAUAUGUUUCUUUUGAUUGUGCCUCA
Messenger RNA from Prunus avium (sweet cherry), 1364 nucleotides. Its product is annotated as polyubiquitin-like. Gene Ontology annotation, molecular function: protein binding. NCBI's taxonomy places the organism in Eukaryota, Viridiplantae, Streptophyta, Magnoliopsida, Rosales, Rosaceae. The record is from RefSeq and is a predicted model, not a curated record.